AUGUCCGACGAUGAAAUUUAUCUGAAACACUUCAGUGAAACAAUAUUCUCUAACAGCACUAAGGGACAACACAUUGUGCAACUCCCAUUCAAAGAAGACAAAGAAAAAGUCUCAUCAAAUGUUUACCUUGCUUACGCCAGACUCAUUCAGCACCGCAAAAUGUUGCAACACAAACCGAAACUUCUCAAAGAAUAUCAUAAACUUUGUCAUGAUCAAGUAGCAAGAGAGAUUACAGAAGAAGUCCAUGAGAAACAACUCCGCUGCUACCACUACUUAGCACACCACUCACCUCGGAGAACAGCUCAACAGCAACAAUUUGUUGUGUUUAUAACGAAUGGAUCAGCUAGAACGAAGCACAAUCCAACUACGAACGACCUGCUCAUCAGAGAACUUAAUUAA
This is a messenger RNA of Necator americanus (New World hookworm), 399 nucleotides long. RefSeq lists its product as uncharacterized. The record is from RefSeq and is a predicted model, not a curated record. Bases 1 to 399 code for a protein of 132 amino acids. The transcript has a single exon. Lineage: Eukaryota; Metazoa; Nematoda; Chromadorea; Rhabditida; Ancylostomatidae.